This is a messenger RNA of Lactuca sativa (garden lettuce), 3068 nucleotides long. NCBI's taxonomy places the organism in Eukaryota, Viridiplantae, Streptophyta, Magnoliopsida, Asterales, Asteraceae. The record is from RefSeq and is a predicted model, not a curated record.
GGUUGCUUUCCCUCCUCCAAUAAGAAGACUAAUGGGCGGCAAAUUUUAAACGAUGCUAUGUUCUUCCGUUAUGCCCUGCAUCAUCCUUCCGUUAGUUGCUUCCUUUAGUUACUUGGUUGCCUGCAUCACCAAUCUACCUGCUUGUUUCCGGCCAUCCUUGCAUCAGGCCGACACAACAAACUUCAAAGGUGGGUUUACUUCAUUCCUUUUUUGUCGGUGUUUCCCCCAAAGCUCUUUGCCGCCUCAAUUAAGCUUCUUAAGGCGAGUCGCUCUUUAUUUCUCACGUUAUUCUUUUUGCCACUCUUUCUUCUCCUUCUUUUUCUUUCUUCUUGAAAAGGAACCGCCCUCCUUUCCGACCAAUAAAAAGAGUGAAAGACUGGACACAGUGCUUUUAUGGUAUAUGGCGGUGAGCAACUCCUGUGACAUAUGAUUCCCAUCAGCGAGGCGUUUCAUCGACUUCACGUACUCUCCCAAUCGGAAGGCGUUUCAUCGACUUCUCUUCUUCUUAACGCCAUACUAUAUUAUCUUUGUCUCGCUUUUCUUCUCCUUCUCCCUGUGACCAAUUGCAGGUUCAGUUUAAGCUAUGCAUUUUAGGGUUUAUUAGGUUGGAUUACAUAUAUAAAAAUAGAUUGUUGUAUCUAGAUUUUUCUCACCUUGUCUUUAACAUGGUCUUUUUACAAUUAUCCAGAGUAGCUGAUGUUACAGUUGAGCCUGAGCCCUGAGGUACAAUCACUCUUUCCUCCACCAUCUUUCCGGGGCUUUUCUAUGUCAAGGGGACGAACAUCAUAUCUUAUGAUUUGAUAUGAGUGUCGGCCCCCACCUUGAAGCUCCUCUAGGCUGCAUCGCUAGCCUACCCUUUGACGCCUCAAUUUCAAUAAAGUUCUUGAACCUCUGUAAAUUGAUUUAUUUAGUUAUUCCUACCUCAAAUCGAAACUACAAGAACUCAUGUUGCCCGCUUAGCCAAAAAACAACAUCUGCUUCCAUCAACAAAACAUGUAUGUCUCUCUUUCUAUUCACCAAUCUCAAAAUUGAUUAAUCUCAUCACCGCUCACACUUUUAUAUAUCGAUUCUGUCUUGAGCUAACUAAAAGUUAAUAUAAGCUGUUUUGAGAAUUAACAGAAAUCUAAAAUCCGUGCAUGUGAACGAUCUAAUCAAGCCUUAAGAAAACACGAGGAAGGCGGACGAUAUCAGAGAAAGAGCACAUAUUAUGAAUUUCAUGUACCAGUAGCAUUUUUUGCAGUCGCUCCUUGUUAAUGUUCUAUGAAUAUAUAAAAAAGACACAAUGAUUGCAUAAUGUCAACUUUAAAAGCUGACUGAAAACUACAAAACUAAAAUAAUAUUUUUUAUUGUCACCCAUUUACCAAAGAUGUCAUCAUUGGUCUUCUUGUUGAAGAAUUUUUGCAUUGCAGGCAAGCUCUUUGUUAGUGUCUCUACCUUCCUUUCUCAGUUUCAGGUUCCUAUAGAGAUUUCUUCUUCUUCAUAAAAAUCUUUUAAUAUUUUAAAAAGAGCGCAUCCCUCUUUUGAUUCUAAAAAUGAUAGCACGAUUGUUCAUUAUAAUUUAUAGUUGAUGUAUGUUUUCAACUGAAUGAGUUGUAGGAAUUGAACCUCUGGAUCACUAAAGAGGCCAAACAUGUUUCUUAACUAAAGUGGUCUAUAAAUGACUGAAUAGUUAAAGAGAAAUACCUCCAUUUGUAGGAAUAAUAUGUGAAAAAAUAUAUAUUUUCUUCCGUAAUCCAGUUUACAAGCUUGAAAAAUAAUAUAGAGAAAAAAAAAACAUUAUGCAGAACUUUAACUAUGCAAAAACUGGAUGUAAAUGAAUGCAAGAAAUAAACAUGACAGGAAGAUAUAAAUCCAAAAACUAUCCUAAUAUGACUGAAAAGAGAAGACAAUGUGGCUCUUUGAAGAAAGGGAAAUCUUGUAAAAAACUUUAAAUCUAUUUUUUAACAUGUUAUUGUUCUUUUGGCAACACAUGCAUCGUGUUACCACGCCAAGUGGAGGAAUCAAUGAAUAUCUACACUGGCUCCCAGUUUGUGUCCAUAAACAGAUAUAUUACAUCAUCAGACUGCUUUACAGCUAUUCACAAGUUAUGUUUACAACUAAAGGGAGUAAAGUCAAAUCUUUAACCACAGAAAAUGGUGGUAAUGUAGGCUUAUCCUCUAUACUUGAAGUUGAUGUUAAUUCAAUAUUAACAAUAACAAGAGGAACUGCUGACAAGGAUGAGCCUUUAUUGGUGGUUGCAUGUGGUAGAGACACCAUAUCAAUUGCUAGCUCUAUAAAAAGAUUAACAUCUGAAAAUGUGUUUGUUGUUCAAAUUCAACAUCCAAGAAGACAAGUGAGUAGGUUUGAUUUGGUGUUUUCUCCUCAACAUGAUUAUUAUGCUCUUACCCCUCAUGCACAAGAGUAGGUUCCUGAGUUUCUUCACAAGUAUAUGACUCCUGAUGAGCCCCCUACUAAGAAUGUGGUAUGUCUUAAUCCGAUGCAUCAAGUUGAUUCUGCUGCACUUUGUAGUGUUGCUAUUGCCUGGCAUGAUGAGUUUGCACGUUUACCAAAACCCUUAAUCGUGGUCAGCAUUGGGGGUAAAAAAGGUCGAUGUAGAUAUAGUACAGACCUUGCAAAGCAGUUAACUACCUAUUUCAAGGGUGUUCUUGAUACCUAUGGGAGUGUAAGAAUUUCUUUUUCAAGAAGAACUCCAGUUAAGAUUGCAACUUAUGUGAGAAAAGAACUCGCAGAAUUUCGAAAAAUCUAUAUAUGGGAUAACAAAGAACCAAAUCCACACAUGGGACAUUUAGCAUGGGCAUAUGCAUUCAUUAUCAUAGCAGAUUCAAUCAGCAUGCUGAGUGAAGCCUGCAGCACUGGGUACUCUACUCUACUUACUUGCUACAAUGUACAAACAAGAAGUCAAAAAGUCAACCAUUUUGUUUUUAUAACAUUGUACUUUCCUUUUUUUCUUUUUUUUUAAUUGAAAACCUGUAUAUGUCAUUGGAGCUGAGCGAUGUAAAUGGAAAUUUGGAGAAUUUCAUAAAACUUUAAAAUAAAGAGGGUCUUAGGCCAUUUAUAGGCCGUGAGGA